Cloeon dipterum is the source of this 1221-nucleotide messenger RNA. It is a transcript of the gene cib, whose product is annotated as thymosin beta cib. Lineage: Eukaryota; Metazoa; Arthropoda; Insecta; Ephemeroptera; Baetidae. Gene Ontology annotation, molecular function: actin monomer binding. The transcript is spliced from 6 exons. The record is from RefSeq and is a predicted model, not a curated record. Gene Ontology annotation, cellular component: cytosol. Bases 159 to 668 code for a protein of 169 amino acids. Gene Ontology annotation, biological process: actin filament organization.
GGAGGGGAAACACGUCUGGACUCGGCGAGACUUGGACAACCACUGCUCUGCCAGCAAGCAAGCGCUCUACCCGCCCGCCAAAUAACCCGCAAACGUUUCUUUCGGCUUGCCGACGCCUUCCUGACUCAACAACACCCUCGCCACCAGCCAACUGCAAUAUGUCUGACGCCCCUCUGAGCCCGACCUUGAAGGAACUGCCCAAGGUGUCUCCCGACCUGAAGUCUGAGCUGCAGGACUUCAACACGGAAAAGCUGAAGAACGCCGAGACCAACGAGAAGAACGUGCUGCCCACAGCCGAAGAUGUGGCCCAGGAAAGAACCCACCAGGAUCUGAUCAAGGGCGUGGAAGACUUUGACACGAAAAAGCUGAAACACACCAACACUGUUGAAAAGAUUUGCUUGCCAGACAAGGAAGUUGUCGAGCAAGAAAGGGUGCACCACAACCUGUUGAAGGGCGUCGAGGGCUUCGACAAGGACUCGAUGAAGCACACUGAGACCAACGAGAAGAACCCCCUCCCCGACCCAGAAGCUAUCGAGCUGGAGAAGGGGCAGCAGCAGUUGAUCGCCGGUAUCGAGAACUUUGAUGCCAAGAGCUUGAAGCCCACGGAAACCCAGGAGAAGAACCCGCUCCCCACCAAGGAAGUGAUCGAGGCGGAGAAGUCGGCUUGAGUCGUGUAAUCCUUUCAGCCCGCACCGUCACCGCCACUUCCCCGCGAGCAAGUCAACGACGCCAACAACUACUGUUCUCUGCGAGAUGCUGAACUACUAACCCAUUCUCUCUUUUCUACUUCUUGUAAAAUUAUUAUUAAAUUACAUGGAUAAUUAUUGUGUCUCCUUAUAUUUUACGUGGAAUAGUAAGCAGGAAUUUUUGUUACAAGUCAAUUUACGCGUUCUGCAUGCGUCCAAAAAGCCAAGGGUCCGUUGGCAGGAUUGCUGCCAUGCUGUGGGUCUGUUCAGUAUAGAUGUAUUGUGUUGCGCAAAAGCCUACUUUGUAACCGCAGGCCGAAGAGCACAGCAAAGACAUUCCUCGGUCCACUCACCAUUGUGCACCUUCGGCCGGCUUUUUUGUACCAAUCAAAGUUUUCUCACGUGCGAACCACCCUGUGGUUGUAUUUUUUCAACAAAGUUUGAUGCUUUUCCAACGCAAACGAUCGAAGUGCUUAUUUUGUAAAAAACCCUCGGUGAAAUUUAGAAAUAAAGAUGCAGAAUUCAAAAAUGUGAA